Molecule: messenger RNA, 345 nt
Organism: Ogataea philodendri
Lineage: Eukaryota; Fungi; Ascomycota; Pichiomycetes; Pichiales; Pichiaceae
Exons: 2
Coding region: 1-345 (114 amino acids)
Source: RefSeq, a predicted model, not a curated record
AUGGCUAGGGACCCUAGGGUGUCUCCAACGUCUUCAACUCCAGUGUUCUUUAAUCUGGAGACGUUUUGCAAAUGCGACUCGUAUCGUUGCGGGGUUCUACCGCUUGCAUUCCGUUUUCGAGGCGGCGGAGGGGCAGGUAUUGAGCGGCUGUACUCAGAGUUAGGCAAGUCCGGCAAAUUGGGCCGGCUCUGGACUGGUUCCCAGAGCGCAUCCUCGUCAAAAGCGCCUUUCUUGCCCUUUCGAUGUCUCACCAUGAUGAAUACCAGCCCUAAAGCCAGUAAAAAUCCAAAUACCGUUCCAACUGCAAUACCUGCCUUGGAUCCUUUUGAAAGCCCUCCACUAUGA